This is a messenger RNA of Scheffersomyces coipomensis, 1650 nucleotides long. RefSeq names its product Hsx11p (gene HSX11). Bases 1 to 1650 code for a protein of 549 amino acids. Gene Ontology annotation, cellular component: membrane. The transcript has a single exon. Gene Ontology annotation, molecular function: ceramide glucosyltransferase activity. Lineage: Eukaryota; Fungi; Ascomycota; Pichiomycetes; Serinales; Debaryomycetaceae. Gene Ontology annotation, biological process: glucosylceramide biosynthetic process. The record is from RefSeq and is a predicted model, not a curated record.
AUGAUAGAGUAUACUCCGACAUCUUCACCAUCUAUCAUUCGAUAUAUAGUGGCUUCCAUACUAUUAUUAUGGUAUAUCUUCAUAGUGAUUGCCGCAGCUAUCGGAUUCAUCACCAUCAUCACUAAGUUUAGAACCAAUCCAAAUCUUGCCAAGACCUAUAAAUCUGCAAGUGAAGAAGUAGAUGAACAAGAUGAUCAAUAUAAUGAUAAUCAAUAUGAAGGAGUAACCAUCAUACGACCCAUUAAAGGCAUUGAUCCUGAACUUGUAUCAUGUUUGGAAUCAUCCUUUCUUCAAAACUAUCCUCAUGAUAAAUUACAAAUCUUAUUUUGUGUAGAUGAUCCUCAGGAUUUAUCAAUCCCAUUAAUAUCAAAAUUAAUCUUAAAAUAUCCUCAAAUUGAUGGUCAAAUUUUAAUUAGUGAAGGGUAUGAUUCUCAAAUUGGUCAUUCUCAAGAUUAUUUCGGUCCAAAUCCCAAAGUUAAUAAUUUAUCAAAGGGAUUUAUUGCUAGUAAAUUUGAUAUUUUAUGGAUUAUGGAUUCCAAUGUUUGGGCAAGUGAAAAUAUUUUAAAAAAUUCCAUAAUUUCAUUAAAUCAUAAUUUAAAUAAUGGAGUUAAAGUAUCAUCCAGUCCAAGAUCAAUUAAAUUAGUUCAUCAUGUUCCAUUAGCUAUCAGUAUUAAUGGAAGUAACACUUCCGGAACUUCCGAAGAUGAAGAAUUUGUAUUAACCCCCGUAGAUUCACAAGAGACAUCAUCAUCAUCAUCAUCAAUAUCAACAUCAAUAAAUUCUCGAUUAAGUCCAUCCCCAUCAUCCCCAUCUCCUCCUCCAAGGAAACGGAAACGAUUCUUAAAGAAAUUCGGAGCAAAAUUAGAUGAAAUGUUUUUAUUAACUUCCCAUUCUAAAUUUUAUAUUAGUUUAAAUAAUUUAGCCAUUGCACCUUGUGUUAAUGGUAAAUCUAACAUUUAUCGAAAAUCGGAUCUUGAUUCAUCCGUGCAAAAUAUGUCAGAUCCAAAUAUCCCAUAUAGUCAUUUCUUUGGUAAUGAGAAAGUUAUAAAUGAUAGUAAAAUCCAUUCAUCGAUGGGAUUAGGUCAUUCCAUUCGAUUUUUCUCUCGAUAUAUUGGGGAAGAUAAUAUGAUUGGUAUAGCGAUAUGGGAGAAUUGUCUUGGAAAAACAGGAUUAUCAGGAGAUAUCGUCAUUCAACCCUUAAGUGGAGCUGAUAAUACGAUUAAUGAUUAUAUGAAACGAAGAAUUAGAUGGUUAAGAGUUCGGAAAUAUAUGGUAUUAAUGGCAACCUUAAUUGAACCCACUACUGAAUCUAUCAUAUGUGGAUUAUAUGGUACCUUUGCUAUAUCAACGCUUUGGUUUAAUCAAUGGUUUAAUGUUAAAUUAUUCAUGUUUCAUUUAAUAAUUUGGUGUGGAUGUGAUUAUUAUCAAUAUUAUACCUUUAUAAAUAAUAUCAAUCAUCAAAAGAAUUUACCUAAUUGGUUAAUUAACUUACCUCCCAAAUCGAGAACGGUAUUGAAUUGGUGGUAUAUUUGGGUAUUAAGAGAAUUGUUGGCAUUACCAAUUUGGUUUUUGGCUAUGAUUGGUCAUGAGAUUGAUUGGAGAGGUAAACCGUUUAUGAUUAAGAAGGAUUUGACGGCAGAGGAGUUAUGA